AUGAAGGUCACUGGUGGUACUGGAUUCUUGGGAGCACAUAUCAUCUCUCAGCUCCUCGAGAAAGGAUACACCGUCCGCGGUACUGCCCGGUCAGCUUCGAAGCUCCAAUCGAUAUUCCCCAAAGCUACUGCCGAACAACUUCAAGUCGUGGAAGUACCGACCUUGAUCUCAGAUCACUCAGCAGCGCUGAAAGGUGUCGAUGCGUUGAUCCAUUCCGCUUCACCUAUCUAUGGUCAAGGCGUUUCUGGUCAGGAUCUUUAUUCCGGAGCGUACGAAGGAACUGUUGCGCUUGUCAAGCAGGCCAUCGCCGCUGGCGUGAAGAAAAUCAUUGUUACCGGCACGUUCGUAAACCUUUUUGAUGCCGACUUUCAAGCCGCUUUUGGUACGCGCAUCCUUACCGAAAAGGACUUUGGUUCC
This is a messenger RNA of Lentinula edodes (shiitake mushroom), 417 nucleotides long. RefSeq lists its product as uncharacterized. The record is from RefSeq and is a predicted model, not a curated record. The annotation marks the transcript as partial. Gene Ontology annotation, molecular function: oxidoreductase activity, acting on the CH-OH group of donors, NAD or NADP as acceptor. Lineage: Eukaryota; Fungi; Basidiomycota; Agaricomycetes; Agaricales; Omphalotaceae. The transcript is spliced from 3 exons.